GCGAAAUAACUUUCUGGAUAACUUGAGAUAACAGCUGGCAGCAAAUGUCACAAGUCUUCCCCAGUUUGGAUAAAGUUGUUUUUUACGUGCGGGGAUCUUUGGACUUUCCUCUGGUAUUUAGAGCAGCUUCCUGACCAGUUUUCCACCUGUUAUUUAAUUAAAGCACAAUGGCAAGAGUUCUAGUUGGUGUCAAGCGUGUUAUUGACUAUGCUGUCAAGAUUCGGGUGAAGCCGGACAAAAUGGGAGUGGUGACUGAGGGUGUUAAGCACUCGAUGAACCCCUUCGAUGAGAUUGCCGUGGAGGAGGCUGUGAAAAUGAAGGAAAAGAAGCUAGCUUCGGAGAUUGUUGCUGUGUCUGUGGGUCCUGCACAGUCACAGGAAGUAAUCCGAACGGCUCUGGCCAUGGGUGUUGAUCGUGGGAUUCAUGUGGAAGUAGCAGGGGCAGAGUAUGAACUCCUUCAGCCGCUGCAUGUGUCCAAAAUCCUAGCCAAGUUGGCUCAGGAGGAGAAGGCAGACCUUGUGAUUCUUGGGAAGCAAGCCAUUGAUGAUGAUGCCAAUCAAACUGCCCAGAUGACAGCUGCCCAGCUCGAUUGGCCCCAAGCCACUUUUGCCUCCAAGGUGGAGCAGACCUCUGACGGCCUCACAGUCGUCCGGGAGAUCGAUGGUGGCCUCGAGACCAUCAAAUGCAAAGCCCCAGCAGUCAUUAGUGCUGAUCUUCGGCUCAACACGCCCAGAUAUGCCACUCUUCCCAAUAUUAUGAAAGCCAAAAAGAAGCCAAUCAAGAAGGUAACACCGAAAGAUCUGGGAGUUGAUACAUCGCCCAGAAUUGAGGUAAUCUCCGUGGAGGAUCCACCAGUUCGUCAGGCUGGGUCCAUUCUGCCCGACGUGGACACUCUCAUUGGAAAACUGAAGGAAGGCGGACAUAUCAAGUAAUUUGAAGCCGAAAGUCAGACUCCUAAUUCCCAUCAAAAAUCCCAAUUGGCAGUCCAUCCCCAGAAAAUUUGUGCAUUUAAAAGAGGAAUUUAAUAAGAUUUUCUAUAUCGGAA
Messenger RNA from Phlebotomus papatasi, 1045 nucleotides. It is a transcript of the gene Etfb, whose product is annotated as electron transfer flavoprotein subunit beta. The record is from RefSeq and is a predicted model, not a curated record. The coding region runs from base 168 to 932 and encodes 254 amino acids. The transcript is spliced from 3 exons. Lineage: Eukaryota; Metazoa; Arthropoda; Insecta; Diptera; Psychodidae. Gene Ontology annotation, cellular component: cytosol. Gene Ontology annotation, molecular function: electron transfer activity.